AAUACAGGGACGUGUCUAUUUUUUUUUUCUGCCGCGAAGGUUUGUUUUCACUCUGCAACAGCGAGUCACUAUUUGGAUUCGGGAUUUGUCGACUGAUUUGGGGUGAAGCAGUGUGAAUGUGUCAAGCCAUCAUGAGUAGACGAAAAGCCAAAAGUGUUCCAAAGCCAAUCAGCGAAUGCAUCACACAGCUUCACAAAUGUCUGAGAGAGCGAUUUUGCCACGAUCAGCUUCCCAGCACACUUGAGGCAUCAGAGGUCCAACACAAACACUUACUGGGGUUGCUCCAGCGAACCGCCAUCCACGGGGAAAGCAACUCUGCGCUCAUCAUAGGUCCCAGGGGAUCCGGGAAAACUGUGCUCCUCAAAUGCGUGUUAAGAGACCUGCUGCAGGAAAAGGAAGUACAGAAGAACCUCCUGCAGGUCCAUCUCAAUGGCCUCCUGCAGACUGAUGACCGAAUAGCCCUGAAAGAAAUAACACGACAACUCAACCUGGAAAAUGUUGUCGGCGACAAAGUAUUUGGGAGUUUUGCGGAGAACUUGGUCUUCCUGCUGGAGGCACUCAAGAAAGGCGACCGCAGCAGUACUCGUCCAAUCUUGUUCGUCCUGGAUGAGUUUGAUCUCUUCGCUCACCACAAGAACCAAACUCUGCUCUACAACUUGUUGGACGUGUCCCAGUCGGCCCAGGCGCCGGUCGCUGUGGUCGGGCUCACCUGCAGGCUGGAUGUCCUGGAGUUGCUGGAGAAGCGGGUGAAAUCGCGCUUUUCCCAUCGUCAGAUCCACAUGCUGAGCAACCUGAGCUUCUCUCAGUACCAGGAGCGAGUCGCAUCCCAGCUCAGCCUGCCAGACGACUUUCCCGACAGGAGCUUCGCUGAAGACUGGAACAGCGGCGUGCAGAGUCUUUGUGAAGACAAAUCAGUGGAGGAGAUUUUACGGAGACAUUUUAACUUCAGUAGAGACUUUCGCUCUUUGCACAUGCUACUGAUGUUGUGCUUGAGUCGCAUCUCUCCAGUAAAUACCAUCAUCAAGCCGGCUGACGUACUGGAAGCCAGCAGAAUGUGCUUCAGCGAUUCCACAUCCAACAUGCUUCAUGGUCUUUCCAUCCUGGAGCUGUGCCUGGUCAUUUCCAUGAAACACCUCAACGACGUCUACGGAGGAGAGCCCUUCAACUUCCAGAUGGUUUACAACGAAUUCAAGAAGUUCCUCCAGAGAAAGUCCAACUCCAUGUACAACUUUGAGCAGCCUGUUGUCAUCAAGGCCUUCGAACACCUGCAGCAGCUGGAAUUGAUCCGACCUGUGGAUGGAUCUUUGGCCAAAACUCAGCGGGAAUACCAGUUGAUGAAACUCAUGCUGGACAGCAGUCAGAUCAUUGAGGCCCUGCAUAAAUAUCCGCAAUGCCCCACAGAUAUCAAACAGUGGGGCAUGUCUGCCUUCGCUUAGGAAUGAAAUCUUCGCCGUGUGCCAUUUUAUUGAUGUACAAUUUUCUAUAAUAAUAAUAAAGGUAUUAUUUUUUUCAAUGCAACAGUUACAAGUAGUCGUUCCUUUUUUCUUUUUUUAAACUAAAAUUGCUCCUCACCCCUUCCUCUUGAUGAUAAACUUGCAUAUCAAAUAUAA
Syngnathus acus (greater pipefish) is the source of this 1610-nucleotide messenger RNA. RefSeq names its product origin recognition complex, subunit 4 (gene orc4). Bases 117 to 1436 code for a protein of 439 amino acids. Lineage: Eukaryota; Metazoa; Chordata; Actinopteri; Syngnathiformes; Syngnathidae. Gene Ontology annotation, biological process: DNA replication; DNA replication initiation. Gene Ontology annotation, molecular function: DNA replication origin binding. The record is from RefSeq and is a predicted model, not a curated record. Gene Ontology annotation, cellular component: nuclear origin of replication recognition complex; nucleus. The transcript is spliced from 14 exons.